This is a messenger RNA of Trichechus manatus latirostris (Florida manatee), 8702 nucleotides long. RefSeq names its product TNF receptor associated factor 5 (gene TRAF5). NCBI's taxonomy places the organism in Eukaryota, Metazoa, Chordata, Mammalia, Sirenia, Trichechidae. The transcript is spliced from 12 exons. The record is from RefSeq and is a predicted model, not a curated record. Bases 4573 to 6399 code for a protein of 608 amino acids. Gene Ontology annotation, molecular function: thioesterase binding; zinc ion binding; tumor necrosis factor receptor binding. Gene Ontology annotation, biological process: positive regulation of canonical NF-kappaB signal transduction; protein K63-linked ubiquitination; regulation of apoptotic process.
GAUAUACCUCAUUCCACACCCUCUUCUCAAUCUGGCUUGAACUUCUGGCAGCUUCCUGUCGAUGUACUGCAGCAGCUGUAAUAAUCUUGCUAUCAUGAAAUAUAUAAAAACAUUCCUGAGUUUUACAAGCCUUCGUUAAUCUAAACAGAAUGAUGGGGGGCUUUGAAUGUAGUGUGGACAGACAGACAAGGACCUUUCUUUGUUAAACCUGAGACUAAACUCUGAAGAUAUGUGUCCUUCUUAUCAUCAUUAAAAGCUAAACUUACGUUGCUUCCUAAUGUUGGACUAUUUAUUAUGUGCUCUCUGGAAAUAAAUCAGAAGAAAUAUGUAAGUGAAGAGUUUAAAUCAUGGCAUCCACAGCUUUCCUUUAGAAUUCCUGAAAAAUCCACACGGGAAAUAUGCAGCAUUCAUGAAGCUAAAAAAUGGUGUUUAGAACUCAGCAAGAGUUCUGAGGGAGCGGAUGUAAUGUUCUCGUCUUUCUUGGUUUGCAUGAAUAACUCUUCAGCAGGAGGAACGCACUGUGCAUUCAUCAGCGGCAGCAGUGAGUGACUGUUUACUGCAGAAGGGUAGAUGAACAAGUUCCAAGAGUCGUUCUGAUGAUUUUUUUUUCUUAUUUGCACGAACAAAACUGGUUUGCUGCUCCUGUUACAUAAGAUAUUCUACGCAGAGGGUAAGAUUUUAAUAAAAUGAGCACCCAUUCAUUUCCACUAAAUAGCUGCCUGGGAAUGACAGUACCAGCCGGAAACGUUGAAUUAAUUAGAGAAAUAUAUGUGUUAAGUGAGGAAACAUCGAUUUUUAUGGUUGUAUUAUUGGGACACUCCCAUGUCAGUGAGCACAGUGAAUUGAUUCUGUUUUCAGAGCCGGGACAUGGGCUGAGGAAGUUUCAGAGGAAGGAAGCAGGCACUGUCCUGGGUGACAUCACAGCUUGGUUAUGUACAAGAACACGCAGCUGAAACAUCUGAAGUCCAUCAUCUUAUAGCAGAACAUAAGUGCUUAUUUUCUAAAAUGUGUAAUUAGAUAAACACAUUUAUAAAAAACAAAUCUUGGACAAGGUGGCAACAGAUUAGAGAGUGAAUUGGUCAGCAGAUGGCAUAGGCAGAGCGGAGUGCUGAGUAGGGCUGCUGAAGACACACAUUGGUGAGGGAGAGGAGGGACGGAGCAUUCAGUCCUCAGGCCUCUUUGCAGAAGCAAAGAGACUGUCUAUGAGAGUCACAAUGUACUUGACCCUGCCAGGACAAAGACUGACAAGCCACAGGCCCACCCGGCAGGCUAGUAGAGCAGUGGUUCUCAAAGUGUGUGUUAGGGACCCUUGCGGUGCUUGGAGCCAGCUCUAACAAGCUCAUGAGAACCAGUUUUGCACAUCUCUUUCCAACUCUGAGUUUAAUGACUUUUCCUUUUGGUAGCUUGAAACUCAGCCGUGGUGGGAGUUUUUAACCGCAGAAAUUAACAAAUCCUACAAAACCAAGGCUUUUCUCCUAGUAGAGUAGGCAGUUCAACAUUUACCAGGACACCACUGCCGGAAGCUCCCUGAGAUCCUUCUAGGGGUCUGCAUGGUCAAACUGUUUUCGUGGAGAGUGGUGAUGGUUGCACAAUAUGGUGAGUGGAAUUAAUGUCACUGAAUUAUACACUUAAAAAUGGUUAAAAUGGCAAAUGUUUUGUUAUAUAUAUAUUUUACCACAAUAAAAAUUAAUUAAAAAAAAAUUGACAUAAUACUAAGAUGUCAUUUGCCGGAUUUCAUUCUGAUUCUCUCAUGAGUGUACAGUGGAGUUUUCCAGAAGCUACAUGACGUGUGACACUACAACAGACUGAAUUCAGAAAUAGAUAUAAGGGUCCAGCUGUCUUCUAUUAAGCCAAAUGUUAAAGAGAUAUGCAAAAUGUAAAACAGUGACACUGUUCUCAAUAAUUUUUUUGUUUUGGAAAAUAGUUACUUUUCAUAAAAAUAUGUUAGUUAACACAUAAUCGAGCUGUUAUUACUCUAAAGUCAGUUAAUAAAGAUAUAUUUUUAAAUUCUUCAGUUUUAAUUUUUAACACAGUAAAUAUCAAUAGGUACAAAUCACAUAAAACUCAUUGAGGUCCUCAGUAUAUAAGAAUGCAAAGGGGUGCUGAGACCAAAAAGUUUGAGAACCACUGUUGUAGAGAAAGAUGGACAUACAAAUGAGUACAGUAGACUCUUGUGCUAGGAAAGAGGAUAGAGUAUAGUGGGGGAAGCUGCACUGAGUUUUGUACACCCUACUGCCUUAUUCUGGGGGCUGGAUAAGCCUGUUGCUUUAAUGACAUCUCUGCAAAUUCAAAGUUAGAUGCAAUGUGACAGACAUGAGCCUGGUCUCAGGAGAGAAUCCCAGAGGGGCGCAGAACAUGAUAUGAAGGCACAGGGCAUGAAGUGUUUACCUCCUCUAGGACUGGAGAACACAGGGCAGGUUAGGGCAGUUUGAAAUAGGUUUUUCCACUUCUCUAGGAGAAAGGAGGGCCUUGGUUAUUGGGGGUGUGUGUGUGUGUGUGUCUAAAUCAACUGCCAUGCCUCUUCAUUUCAUAAUUAAAACCUUUGUUAAAUCCCAAGGGUAAACAAUGUUAAAAGAGGAACAGUUGCACCUUGCAUUGCUCACCUACCACCCUUGAAGUUUUGCAAGAAACACAUGGAGAGAGGAAAAGACAGGCUUUGGUCUUAGAUCUCAGGUUAAUAAUAAUAAUACUAAAUCCCCUGGUCAGCUGGGCUCCUCCAGGGAUAAGACUUUAUUUACUGAAAGAGGUCAGUUGCUCACUUCGCUCCAUUCACCCAGGCCAUACCCAAGCUCCGACCACCCCAGUAUUGAGAGAGGCCAGCCAGAGCAUGCAGGAGAGAAGGGUCAGCAGCUGACCUAGGCAGAGCCACUCGUCUCUCACCUGGUCAGGCUGGACAGCUGUUCCAGGUUCAGUUGAGCUCAUCAGCUGCAGGAGACUUUCAAGAGAUCACAAGUGAGCCUGAGGGUCAAGCCUUCCCGUGCCCAGCCAUGUGGAAGGAAGACAUCCCCAGGGACCACCCUAGGUGGCCUCCCAUCGUUUGACCAUUUGCCAGACACCCUGAAAGCACCACUCCCACACUGUGCCCCAAAGGAACAGCAUUCCUGCUGGGGAGGCAGGGCUGUUCUUACUGGGGACCAUGGGUGAGCUCAGAAGGUCCUUACCUGUCCAGACAUUGGGUGGGUGUGCCAUUUCUGGAAAAAAGGUCUAGUUUUCAUCAGAUUUUCAAUGGUGGAGGGAGGAAGGCCUUGCUCAAAAAGUUUAAGAAUCGCCGUCUUAGAAGCCACUAGUUAUAGCUGCUCUAGUGAGGGUUUUUAAAAAAUUCCAUUCAUUAACAUUAAUUCAACCUAUAGCCAAGUUCUCCAAGCCAGGCUCAGUGCUGGGGGCUGGGGAUACAAUGAUGAGCAAGACCACAUAUCUGUGAUCCAUGUGCCAUUAAGGGACACAGAUAUAAAUCAGACCAUCAUACAAACUAAGUAUUGCUCUGAAGGAAAAGAGCCUCAUUCUAUGAGGGAUACGAUGUUGAUGUUUAAUUUUUUUUUUUGUAUAUAAUGUGUUUGUUUAUGUUUGAUAGGUAACACAUUCACAUGGUUCAGAAAGUCUCCCACCUUUGUCUCCCAGCCACUCUCUGUAGACCAUACAUGUUUUAUAAACUGUUGAGUGGACCUUCUGCUGUUAGACCUGGGCGGGGGGAGGGAGUGUGUAGAGAAAGCUUGCUGAGGAUAUGAUGCUUGAAAUGAAAUUUGAAGCGUUAAUGUGUGUUAACUGACUGGAAGGGGAUAGAGGAAGGAUUCUAGACAGAGGGAAGAGCUUGUGCAAAGGUCCUGUGGCAGGAGAGAGACGUGUAUUAGAAGGACUGAGAGAAAGCCCAUGUGGCUGAAGUACAGAAAGCAAGGUCAGGAGUGGUCCAGGAUGCUGUUGGGGAGCAGGGCAAGCAACCUAUGUCCUGUAGCUUGUUUAGGAUUCUAGACUUUGCCCAAAGAGCCCUGGAAACCAUUGAAAGAUGUUUAAGCAGGGGAGGUAAACUUGAAUCAUUCUUACAUUUUCAAAAUACCACCCUGGCUGUGUAUGGAGAGUAGAUUGGAGGGAAAAGCAGUUAAUGGGCUCUUACUUAGUUCUGGUAAAAAAUGAUCUAGCUUGAUGGUGGUGAAAUAAAUAGAUUUGAGUGCAAGUUUCUUGCUUCUGAAACAUUUUAACUUGAUGCUGAAAUAUUUGCUCAAGUUCUCUCAGUUGAGUUAGGAAAAAAGUUUGCGUAGAAUGUAGUUAACACUUGGUUAUACUGUCCAAGGACGUGGCCAACCUGAGGGUAAUUGAGCGUCCUGUGAAAAGCUGACUGGCAAGGAGCUGAAGGAGCAUGGACCCUUGCUGACGGCAUCUGGUGCCGCCUGCUGCCUGUGCACGCCAUGGCGCCUCUGCGGGGCCCUCCAGUGGCAGGAGGUUGCUACUGCUGUUAUAAAGUCAUAACAGAAUGACCCUGGGGGUGAUUAUGAAACGAAUGAUUAAAACCCCUGAUAGCUAUAGUUGUUUUGGUGUUUUGUACACUUAAUUUUCCUUCUCUUCCCUGGAACGCCCAGCAUGGCUUAUUCUGAAGAACAAGGAGGUGUCCCCUGUGGUUUCAUCCGUCAGAAUUCUAGCAACUCCAUUUCCUUGGACUUUGAGCCCAACACUGAAUACCAGUUUGUGGAGCAAUUAGAAGAGCGCUACAAAUGUGCCUUCUGCCACUCGGUGCUUCACAACCCCCACCAGACGGGCUGUGGGCACCGCUUCUGCCAGCACUGCAUCCUGUCCCUCAGAGAAUUAAAUGCAGUGCCUAUCUGCCCUGUAGAUAAGGAGGUUAUCAAAUCUCAGGAGGUGUUUAAAGACAAUUGCUGCAAAAGGGAAGUCCUCAAUUUAUAUGUAUAUUGCAAAAAUGCUCCUGGAUGUAAUGCCAAGAUUAUUCUGGGGCGAUACCAGGAUCACCUUCUGCAGUGCUUAUUUCAAGCUGUGGAGUGUUCUCAUGAGAAUUGUCGGGAAUCAGUCCUACGGAAAGAUCUGAAAGAGCAUUUGAGUACAUACUGCCAGUUUCGAGAGGAAAAAUGCCCUUAUUGCAAGAAGGAUGUGGUGGUCAUCAAUCUGCAGAAACAUGAGGAAAAUCUGUGUCCUGAGUACCCGGUAUCUUGUCCCAACAAGUGUUUGCAGAUUAUUCCAAGAACUGAGUUUUCACCAAGGCUUUUCUCCUUCCUAAUGCCGGUAGAUGAGCACCUUGCCGUGUGUCCUGAAGCAGAACAAGACUGUCCUUUCGAGCACUAUGGCUGUACUGUAACGGAUAAACGGGGGAACCUGAAGGAACAUGAGCAUUCAGCGUUGCGGGACCACAUGCUUCUGGUAUUAGAAAAGAAUAUCCAAUUAGAGGAACAGAACCUCUCCGAGGAUCAGACUUACCAAGCUCACAAAGGGAAGAAAACCAUCUGCAGAGAGGGAGCUGGAUUUUACUACUGCGGAUUAUUUUAUUACGUCUCUGAUUCCAUAUUAAAAAUUUCUGAUUUAUAUAAGAGUCUUGAACAGAAAGAAAGUAAAAUCCAGCAGCUAGCAGAAACCGUAAAGAAAUUUGAAAAGGAAUUCAAGCAGUUUUCACAGUUGUUUGGCAAGAAUGGAAACUUGCUAUCAAACAUCCAGGCUCUUGCCAGUCACAUUGACAAAUCUGCUUGGCUAGAAGCUCAAGUGCGUCAGUUAUUACAAAUGGCUAACCAGCAACAAACUAAACUUGACCUGAGGCCUUUGGUGGAAGCGAUUGAUACAAUUAAACAGAAAAUUACCACGCUAGAAACCAAUGAUCAAAUAUUAGUUGUUUUGGAAGGGCAGACUAACAAACAUGACGCCCACAUUAAUAUUCAUAAAGCACAGCUGAAUAAAAAUGAGGAGCGAUUUAAACUGCUAGAGGGUGCCUGCUACAACGGGAAGCUCAUCUGGAAGGUGACAGACUACAAGAUGAAGAAGAGGGAGGCGGUGGACGGGCACACAGUCUCCAUCUUUAGCCAGCCCUUCUAUACCAGCCGGUGUGGUUACCGGCUCUGUGCUAGAGCUUACCUGAACGGGGACGGGUCCGGGAAGGGGACGCACCUGUCGCUGUACUUCGUGGUGAUGCGAGGGGAGUUUGACUCGCUGUUGCAGUGGCCAUUCAGGCAGAGGGUGACCCUGAUGCUUUUGGACCAGAGUGGCAAAAAGAACCACAUUAUGGAGACCUUCAAGGCCGACCCCAAUAGCAGCAGCUUUAGAAGACCCGAUGGGGAGAUGAACAUCGCAUCUGGGUGUCCCCGCUUUGUGGCUCAUUCCACACUGGAGAACGCCAAAAAUACCUACAUUAAAGACGACACUCUGUUCCUGAAAGUGGCUGUGGAUGUAACUGACCUGGAGGAUCUGUAGUCGUUGUUUCUGGGGCGGAAAGAAGACUUCUCGGGUCCGGAUGCAUGAAGGAGGACACCUUUGAUUAUCAUGUUGACCUGGAUCUAGACUCAAAACACAUUCGUAUUUGGCUUUUUGCCUGUCAUGUUUGAAGUUGAUUCAAAGCUCCUGAAGUGCUGUCACUUUUCUACUUUUUACUAUGUCCCAGUUUGAAACUGAAAGCACUUAGAAUAUCCUCUCCUUAUUUAUAUUUUUGUAUCUCUUUAAAAAGAGGGUAAGUUUCUUGAGAGCAAGGUCUGGGGCUUAUCUCUUUCACUGGUGCUUAGCACCGUGUCUCAGGGUAGCUGCUGUAUAACAUUGAAUGUUAGUGAGGUGACAGAGGUGGCAGAAUUCAAAAUUUAAAACACUUUUGUAUUUUAUUAUUUGACCUAUUAAUUCAAGACCUGACCUUAACCCUGCAAAAACCCGUUUACCCAUUUUCAGGUAAAUGGGUGAUGUAGUUACAAAGACAGUGUACCCAGUUUGGGCUAGAUGUUUUUUUUCUUAAAUACUAAACUUGUGGAAGUCACUGUACCUCUAAAAUAUAUUCAGGAAAUUAACCAGCUGUCUACAAGCACAGUUUUGCAAGGCCGCACAGAACUGGUGAAUGUGGUAAACAUUUUCAUUCUCCCUGCUGAAGUAAAGCAGAAAGUACUGUCCUGUAUAUACAUGAGGAAAGCCAGCCAGCCAACUGAAGCUCAGGUUUUAUUCGGUUCAGCCAUGUGAAAAAACUUUUCACACGUCAAAAACAGUCAAAUAUCAUCAGUUCCAUAAGGUACAACCUAAUAAAAAAAUAAAUACAUCUAAGUAUACAAAUAGCUAAAAGAUAUUUUGCUAACAAUAGUAAAUUAAUUUUAGGAUGGGAAGAAUUUAGUAUAUGAUGGAGAAAAUGUCAUAAAUGGGUAAAAUGAACUUUAAAACCUAGGGAGAACAUCAUUGCAAUUUUCUAUGAGUGUCAGAAGUACUCCCAUCCAAAAUUCAUUGCUAAAAACAGUAUCUCCUGUUCUUUGUGAGACGAGCUAUUGAAUUCAUAAAUUGGUAUGAAAAUGGGCAUUUGUAUAAACUUGUGAAAUUUCUUGUCAGAGUCCUGAGUACUUUGUGAAGAACAGAAAUGACCAUGUCCUUAUUAUGCACCUAUCUGUAUGAGUCUGAGGGUCUGUGUAGAGAUCAAGAUGAAUCCUUAAUGACUUUCGAUAAGCCUAAGCUUAACAACAACAAAAAAAAAAAACCAAGUGUUCCUGAGCUCUUAUUCAUUAUAGUGCCUCUUGCCAUUGCUCACAUGUGGUCUGACUCUCCUGAGCGUGCAAGAACCAGUGCCACGUGGCAGAAUGCCAGGUUAAAAUAGCUCAGUCUGGUGAUGACAACACGCCUUCCAACUUCUGAGCAGUUAACCUGACAAAUCGAGCAUGAUUUAUGAAUAUCUUCUGGGAAUGAUAUUAUUGCUGUUAGCUGCCAUCAAAUUGGCCCCAAACUCAUGGCAACCCCAUGCACAAUGGAACAAAACUCUGCCCAGUCCUGUGCCGUUCUCAUGAUGGGGUGCGUCUUCAGACUGUUGUGAUCCAUAGGGUUUUCACUGGCUGAUUUUUGGAAUUAGAUCACCAGGCCUUUCUUCCUAGUCUAGCUUAAUCUGGAAACUCUGCUGAAACCUUUUCAGCACCAGAGCAAACGUAAGCCUGCACUGACAGAUGAGUGGUAGCUGCGCAUGAGGUACAGUGAUUGGGAAUCGAACCAAGGCCCUGCGUAGAAACUGAGAAUUCUACACUUGAGCCUCUUUCUGGGAAUGACAGGAACCUUCUUAGGCUCUUCUCUGAAGCUUUUAAGAUGUUACAGACUCAAACUGCAGGAGUCAUCUCAAAGGGUUAAAGUGGCUGCUGAUGAAACAUAGUACAGCCAUUGAUUAAUAGAUCACUUCAGAUAAUGUUGGGAAUGUUUCUAAUCAAGUACAGUGUCAUCCUUGUGCUCCUUGGGAGUGAAAGAUCAUACUGUUGUGAGUAACUAGUUUUAAGUAGUUGAUGGGAACAAUAUUUAAGUGAAUUUGUCAAAAUACUGGUUUUGUGUUUUAACCAACUUAUACAUAUAAAAAGUUUAAGUCAUGGUGUGAUUUGCUUAUGAGAUCAGAGCCCCUUCAUCAUUGAAGUAGUUAACAAAGAAUUCUGAAGUAAAAAGCUUUCCUUUUUCACAAAAUAGGAGUUGUGAUUUUUGUUUUGAAAAAGUGAAUCCAUGUAAAGUAUUAUUUGUCUCUUAUGAUGUGAACAGUUAUUUUUAUUCCGUGUCAAUAGAAUUUA